Molecule: messenger RNA, 1826 nt
Organism: Caenorhabditis elegans
Lineage: Eukaryota; Metazoa; Nematoda; Chromadorea; Rhabditida; Rhabditidae
Gene: Y60A3A.25
Product: BZIP domain-containing protein
Exons: 7
Coding region: 16-1281 (421 amino acids)
Source: RefSeq, marked reviewed
UUUCAGCACUGUCAAAUGUUUCCGAGCACGUCUCACCGAUUCAUUGAUGCUGGCACAUCUGGAAAUGCCCAACGAAAUAACAAAGAAGGAUCUUCACAUAAAUUACCCAGUCUUGAAAGUUGGUUUGGAAAGAAAACAACAUCAGAAGCCACAGCCCAGAACCAAAUUGUUGGAGAUAAUCCACAGAACAAUUCGGUUGGGAACUACUUCAAUCAGAAUUUAAACGAGGAUCAUCAUGAUCACCAGUUUGCGCAGCAGAAUCCUGACAAUGCUCUUGACAAUUCACAAACUUGGCACAAUCUGGACAGAAUACAUCAAAAUUUUCAAACAAUGGACAUGCAACCAUAUCAAGAGUAUCAGGACAAUAAUGAGUCGGGCUGGGUGGAUUUGAAUAACGACAACCAAUUCCAACAACCCGACAACAACGACCCAAAUGCAAAUGACCUGAACUUAUGGAAUAUGGAAACUGGUCCGGGGCAAGUCUUUGAAGCGCCAGUGCUGCCAGCUAUACCAUGGAACAAUGACGACAAUUUCAAUGACAAUUUUACCGAGGACGACGCGAUUUCACAGAUCUCAUUUGAUAGUGAAAUCAAGAGUGAAACUGAUUCAAUGGUUUCAAGAAAACGAAAAAGAAACAGAGAAGAUGCACAGAAUUCUUACGACAAGAAGAAACGUAUCCGGGAUGAGAACGAAACGUUUUUCAAAUCACAGAAGCUCACCCAUGAAAACCUUCUAAACCAGAAUAUCUUGAAUGAAGCACAUUUCCGAACAGCGGUCAAGCUUGUCCUUCGUCCCUGCUUCUCAAAUCUUCGCAUCAUCAAAGUUUACUACACCAAUUGUAGUUCAGAGCAAGUUUUUCGGUGCCUAGCAGAUUUUGAACGUGAUAAAGCAGAUAUCAUCACUGAAAAGGAUAACUUGAAGAGACGUGAUAUGAAUCUGGCGAAGCUGAAAACAAGAAUGGAUGAAACUGAAAAAGUAUAUGACGAUGCUCAGGCUGAUCUUGACAACAAAAAGGUUGGAAUUCCCCCAGGUACUUUAGCAAGCGGUUGUUUUCGAGCAAAACAGAAAUAUGAGACGGUGGCUUUUGAACACGGAGCAGGUGAACUGCAAUAUGAGUUUUCAAAACAAUAUCGAAUUGCGUCGCGUCUGACUGCAUACGGUGGUUGGUUUUAUCCGGAUGCUCGAAAUCUGUUACAACACAAUUGGCAGUUUUUAUGUGAUAACGCAGGACCUGAUAUUGAACAGUUGAAGGAAUUGGCAACAUUUCUGGUUACACGAUAAGCAUCAAAUGUAUUGAUAAUCCUCUCACCUUUUCCGAUUUUUCAAAAGAUUUUUCAAAUUUUCAAAAAUUAGCUUAAUAAUUUGGUCAUUAUUCUUCUUCUUAGAAGAAAUUUUAAUGUUUUUUCUUAUCAAUAUAAACAAAAUUAGAUAAAAAUUCAUAUUUUAUGAUUAUUUUUCGAUUUUUCGAUUUUCAAAACUUCAGAAAUCGAAAAAAAAACGAUAAAUCGGAAAAUCGAAAAAAUUUGUCCUGUUCACCAUCCACAACAUAUCUUCUCUUAAACUCAAACUUUCAUGAUACUCGCCUUUUUCUUUUUGUACAUCAGCAUCAUCACUGCAAACUAAUUUGUUUCAUAUAUGUAUAUAUAUAGAUCUAUUGUAUGUUUAUUUAAAUUAGACAUUUGGUUAUAGCAUUCUGGUCAGUAAAAUGCAUUUCACGAAUAUACCCGGAGUAAGGUUGUUGGUCGGAUUUGUCUGGUUGUAGAUACCCGUGAGGUUCAGUGAAAUCAAUAUUAUACAUGUGUUGGUUAUAUGAAAUGAAUUUAAAA